AUGUUUUGGAUUUUAGUAGUCAUUCAUCCCCAUUUUGUUGGAGCUUAUGCAGACACAACUUUUGAUGUUAUUUUAGAAUCUUAAGGGGCAGAUUUAUCUUAAAAAAAUAAUAAAUAUCAAAAAGUUCUAAUCUCACUCAUUUAUAAAUAAUGUUAAUAUGUGUAUUAACUACUUAUAUUAUAGUAAAUAUUUAGACAACUAUUUUAGAUAUUUUGAUACUUUAUUAAUAUUGAAUUUAUUGGACAUCAGUCUUUAGAAUUAGUAAAAAAUUAAUCAGUUUUUGGAUCCAUUUAAUCAAUGCCACUUUUGAUUAUAAGUGGAAUAUUUUCAUAUUACCAUUUUCAGAGCAUUUGAUAAUUCAUCUAGUACAGUUAUAUUCCCUUUUUUAUAAGUAUUUUAAAAAUAAUUUUAUUAGAUUUCUUCAAUAUUUGGAUUCCUCUUUUUAAUACUAUAAUUAUUUAUCCAAUAGACCUUAUUUAUCCAGUUAUUUACAUUUAUUAGCUUAUUUUCUUAUUCUACUAGGAGGUUUAGCUCCAGCUAUUGAUGUCAAUUUAAUAAAAAUCUUUCAAUUCAAAUUUUGA
Paramecium sonneborni is the source of this 581-nucleotide messenger RNA. The record is from the annotation of a GenBank genome assembly. Lineage: Eukaryota; Ciliophora; Oligohymenophorea; Peniculida; Parameciidae.